Arachis duranensis is the source of this 609-nucleotide messenger RNA. RefSeq lists its product as uncharacterized. The record is from RefSeq and is a predicted model, not a curated record. Lineage: Eukaryota; Viridiplantae; Streptophyta; Magnoliopsida; Fabales; Fabaceae. The transcript has a single exon. Gene Ontology annotation, biological process: proteolysis. The coding region runs from base 1 to 609 and encodes 202 amino acids. Gene Ontology annotation, molecular function: aspartic-type endopeptidase activity.
AUGGAGUGUAGUGCUAUUCUCCAAAGAGGUUUACCAGAGAAGAAGGAUGAUCCUGGAAGGUUUUAUAUACCUUGCACCAUAGGAAACAUAACAAUUGAGAAAUCAUUCUGUGAUCUUGGUGCAAGCAUAAACUUAAUGUCUCUAUCUCUCAUGAGGAAACUUCACAUUCUUGAGCUGAAAUCCACUCGAAUAGCUCUCCAAAUGGCUAACAAAUCCAUUAAGCAAGCACUGGAAGUUGUGGAGAAUGUGCUAGUAAAAGUGGAAAAAUUCUUUCUUCCAGCAGACUUUGUUAUCCUAGAUAUGGAAGAUGACCCUAACACUCCCAUCAUUCUAGGGAGGCCUUUUUUAGCUACGGGCAGAGCAUUGAUAGAUGUUGAAAAAGGGGAGCUGUUGCUAAGAGUACAUAAUGAGCACCUAGCAUUUCAUGUCUUCAAGACUCUACAUGAGCCCACUCAAGAAGAAGAAUGCAUGAAGGAUAGGACCAGAGGAAAACAAGAAGGAAAACAAGUGGACUCCAAGAGGUUGUAUUGUUACUUUACUGUCUUUAGCUUAAAUGUGUUAAUUGAAAGUGCAAUCGUUCCCUUGUUGAUUAGUGUCCUGUUAGAGUGA